GAGAGUGCGGAACUGAAGGAACUUUAGUUGAAGUUACGUGCGGUCUCUGCUUCAAGCCAGAGGGCCAUCUCUGCCGAAACAACCUCAGAGUGGCCGUUUCUGUUAAAUAUAUGCAAAUGGUAAUGAGCCUUCGAGUUUCGGAGCUCCAAGUGUUGUUGGGGUAUGCAGGACGGAAUAAGCACGGGCGCAAACACGAACUUUUGACCAAAGCUCUCCACCUACUCAAGGCUGGUUGCAGUCCCCCAGUGCAGAUGAAGAUCAAAGAGCUCUACAGACGGCGCUUCCCAACCAAAAUGGUUUCGCCGGUCGACCUGGCGCUGCCCAGUGUUCACUCUGCCUCCAGCCUGCCUGCUGGCCUUGCCCAGCUGGGAUUUGACAGCCACGGUUCCACAUCGCCUCUGCUGCCUGUUUCUUUACUUGGGCCUAAGCAUGAGCUCGGUUUGCCUCACCUCCCCUCCGCCCUUCACCCUGUACAUCCUGAUGUCAAGCUCCAGAGAUUACCAUUCUAUGACGUACUGGAUGAGCUCAUUAAGCCAACCAGCCUGGCCUCAGACAACAGCCAACGGUUCCAGGAAGCAUGUUAUGCUUUUGCAUUAACACCACAGCAAGUUCAACAGAUCAGCAGCUCCAUGGACAUAUCUGGGACCAAAUGUGACUUUGCUGUUCAAGUUCAGUUAAGAUUUUGUUUAUCAGAGACCAGCUGUCCCCAAGAGGAUCAUUUCCCCCCUAAUCUGUGUGUGAAGGUGAACAGCAAACCCUGUAAUCUCCCGGGAUAUCUUCCUCCAACCAAAAAUGGAGUUGAACCAAAAAGGCCCAGCCGCCCCAUCAACAUAACCUCUCUUGUCCGACUGUCCACCACAGUCGCCAACACAAUUGUGGUGUCAUGGACUUCAGAAAUUGGGAGGAGUUUUUCCAUGGCUGUUUAUCUGGUAAGACAGCAGUCGUCUGCAGUGUUGUUGCAAAGACUACGGGCGAAAGGAAUUAGGAACCCUGACCACUCAAGAGCUCUGAUCAAAGAGAAAUUAACAGCUGAUCCAGAGAGUGAGAUCGCCACCACCAGCCUACGAGUCUCUCUCCUGUGUCCUCUGGGGAAGAUGAGGCUGACAAUCCCUUGCAGAGCGCUGACGUGUUCUCACCUUCAGUGCUUCGAUGCUACACUUUACAUCCAAAUGAAUGAGAAGAAGCCGACCUGGGUGUGUCCAGUCUGUGACAAGAAGGCUCCCUAUGAGCACCUCAUUAUCGACGGGUUGUUCAUGGAAAUCUUGAAUAGCUGUUCUGACUGUGAUGAAAUCCAGUUCAAAGAAGAUGGAAACUGGUCCCCCAUGAGGUCGAAGAGAGAGGUGCAGGAUGUGUCUGCGUCGUACAAUGGUGUAGACAGCGAUUCCUCUCGGACAGAUUCGCAUGAGCAUAAACGGGGAUCGUCUAAAGACAACGGCAAGAAUGUUGACGUGAUUGACCUCACACUGGAUAGCUCCUCAGAGGAGGAGCUAGAUGAUGAGCCGCCUCUUAAAAGGGCCUGUCCCUCGAUGUCACCUGUCUCUCCACCUCCAAGCAAGGGAGUACUUAACCUACACAGCCCAUCCCCACCUCUGAGCAGAGCACCCAGCAUGCCCACCGUGGAGACCAGCUACAUUCCUCCCCCUCCGCCUCUUAUCCAGGACUAUCGCCACUAUUAUCACACAACUAGUGACCUGCCAGAUCUAAAUUUCUUCUCCUUCCUCCAAGGCGACAAUCAGCAUUACAACAUGGUGAUGGCUGCUGCGGCAGCUGCUUCGGCUUCGGCAUCGGAGGAUCACGACUUGCUGCUGAACCGUUUCCUGCCCUACGGCUCCCCUCAGAUGUUACGGGACCAGCCGGGCACCCCGGGGAGCAGCACGCUGGCCGCCACCAACGGGGGCAGCAACAGUGGCAGCACCAGUAGUUUGGUGUCUUCCAGCAGUUUGCGGGACCGCGACAAAGACAGAGACAGGGACACCAUCUCGGGAUUGUCGAGGUCCUCAGUGGAAGCUGCAGCGGCGGCGGCCAUUUAUGGCUCCAUAUCUGACGUUAUCUCUCUUGACUAGCUCCACACAAAACUGAAAGACAUGAUGGGAGACCUCGGGAACAGGAGUUCUUUGUAAAUAAGGAAGGGGAAGAUGAAAGAAUACAGUGCUAUGUACAGAGAGGAAAAUCUAUUUUCAAUUUUACUUAUCGUAUGUAUAUAAACUUAGGACGCUUCUUGUCCGGUGAGUUACUUCAGUUGAUAUUUUUCUGUGAAUACUGAAGACUUUUUCACAUUUCUUCAUGUGGUCCUUUGAUUAUAUUGUACCUUUUGUACCUGGUUUUUACAGUUUUGUUCUGAUAUUUCAUGUCAAUUGCAUUAUUUCAGUAUAAUAUGUGCACAGAACCCAAUGAGGUGACACCUUAUGUAACAUGAUAUUUAAAGUAUAAAGAAAAUGGGCAUUGUUAUAGAUGUGCAAAAGGCAAGUCACAGGAAAAUGUGUAACACUUUCUUUAUUUUCAAAAUGGCAUAAUUUCUGUCAAAACUGUUUUGACAGCAGAAAGAUCUGGCCAUUUUUGCCAUCACUGUAGAUUUUUCUGUAAAACAUUGAUGCUGUGGUCAUUUUAUUGUCAAGGAAUUAUUUAUGAUGUAAGUUAUGUUGUAUGUAUGCAGUUUUUUAAAGAAGCAUUCCUUAUGCCUCUAGGAACCGUUGCCACUAGAAUUGAAAUGCUAGAUCCUUCUUCGUCAGAACGCAGCACUCGUUUAGCCUGUUUCAGUAAAUCAAAUAUGAACCAUAGUGUAUAGUUUAGACUAUACCUAAAAUACAUAUAAAUUGGAAGUAAGUCAGUAUUGUAAGACCAGGUUUUUCCAAUGUGUAAAUGAAUGGCACACCUGUUUUAUUUGGAAUACUACACUCAAAAAUAUACACAAAAGACGACAUGUUUCAAGACAGCUAGUUUGUGGUCCACUUGAGGUAAUUUGACAUUUCAUGAUGCAUUUAUGUUAUUUUAGCACUUGAUCUUUACAUAAAGGCUGUGUGGAGCAGUGAAUAGUCCACAAUUGCAGGGGACACUUACAGUUGUUUUCAGCUUUGCGUGUCCCUGCAAAUGGCCUGAAAGCUCACCUGUUGUGUGCUAUGCAGUUCCUUACUGAGGCCACAGGAUGCAUAGCCUUUUUGUUAAGUGUAUUUGCAACAGCCUGUAAGGGAACUGUGAUCACUUAUUCUCUUUGAGUGUAUUGCAACAUGCAUUUUGGCCCUGAAGUUAAAACCAUUGAAGUUAUUAUGGACGCAUUCCCUCCCUUUAUCUUUCUUGACUUGUGCUUACAAUUAGGAUUAUUUAUUAUCAUAUAUAUUUUAAGCAUUUGUUUGAUUUGUGGAUAUGCAUUGCUGUCAUUGUAUGUGAUAUUUCUUUUGUAAUUAUAUAAUUAAUGCUAUUUAAAGAUGUCAUAGUUGCUUGACAUGCAUUGUAA
Molecule: messenger RNA, 3451 nt
Organism: Cyclopterus lumpus (lumpfish)
Lineage: Eukaryota; Metazoa; Chordata; Actinopteri; Perciformes; Cyclopteridae
Gene: pias1b
Product: protein inhibitor of activated STAT, 1b
Exons: 15
Coding region: 111-2063 (650 amino acids)
Biological process (GO): protein sumoylation; regulation of transcription by RNA polymerase II
Molecular function (GO): SUMO ligase activity; zinc ion binding; transcription coregulator activity
Source: RefSeq, a predicted model, not a curated record